GGGGAAACAGAAGACUAAAAAGUUUGCUUCAAUGAAGAGGAUGAUAAGUUUGAAAGAUCAGAGAAGCAUGCUAUGUUACUACCGCCGGUAGACACGAAUAUGAAUGUUGUACUUUCUGCACAGGUUCAUAACACACACCAUUUAGCGAGCUAACGUUAGUUGACUUACAAACCAUGCCAACUUUGUAUAUACAAAUUGUCAAGCUAACAAAUUGGCAUGGAUUGUCAGAAUAAAUAAUUAGCUAGCCAGUUUGCUUACUAAUUGUUCAUACAUUCCUUUCUUUACUUUGAAUAAGACAUAGCUAUCUUAUCAAUCAUGUUCUCUCCAGUUUCAUUUCCAUGGUAAUGACUGUGUUUCUUUAGAAAAGAGAAAGACCGUGCCAAAGUACAAAAAAUAAGAAAGAUCCUUCAGAAAUAAAGGAAAAAGAAAUGUAAGUACAUCCGAGUAAACAAAUACAAACGUACCAAUAGCUCUUAACUGAUAUUCAAUAUAUUGUCAACACAUGAUUGAUUAUAAGUUGAUACCUUCUUACUGUGUGUUCACACAUUCCUUUCCUACCUGCAGGCCAAAAUACCCAUCAUGCCUGUUCUUCCAGUACAACACUCAGCUUGGUCCCCCUUAUCACAUCCUCGUCGACACCAAUUUCAUAAACUUCUCCAUCAAGGCUAAACUCGACAUAGUUCAGUCAAUGAUGGACUGCCUGUACGCCAAAUGUGAGUAUCUGGAAAAGUUUAUUCAGCUGAAACUCAAUUAAUGUAACCCUAUUAGACAAUAACUGUAUAUUUAAAAUUAUUAUCUUGCUUGUUAUCAAGGUAUCCCAUGCAUCACAGACUGUGUAAUGGCUGAGAUAGAGAAACUGGGGAUGAAGUAUCGAGUUGCUCUAAGGUAACUAGCCUGUUGUGAAGACCAACACCCAGAUACAUCUAGACAUAUAGAGACAUAAAAACAUGAUCAGAGCACAGGAGGUUGGUGGCACCUUAAUUGGGGAGGACGGGCACAUGGUAAUGGCUGGAGCGGAAUAGUGGAACGGUAUCAACAACAUAAAACACAUGGUUUCCAUGUGUUUGGUGCCAAUUCCAUACGCUCUGUUCCAGACAUUAUUGUGAACGGUCCUCCCCUCAGCAACUUCCACUGGAUCAGAGGGUUAUUAUUGACAGAUAAAUAUUUGUCUCUCUGUAGGAUAGCCAAGGAUCCUCGGUUCGAACGACUGCCAUGCACCCACAAAGGAACUUACGCUGAUGACUGCUUAGUUCAAAGGGUAACACAGGUAAUGUAGUUUAAUGUACUAAAUUGACUAUAUAUUAUACUGAUCAAAAAUAUAAACGCAACAUGUAAAGUGUUGGUCCCAUGUUUCAUAAGUUGAAAUAAAAGAUCCCAGAAAUGAUCCAUAUGCACAAAAAGCUUAUUUCUCUCAAAUUGUGUAAACAAAUUAGUUUGCAUCCUUGUUAGUGAGCAUUUAUCAUUUCCAGGAUAAUCCAUCCACCUCACAGGUGUGGCUUAUUAAAAAGCUGAUUAAACAGCAUGAUCAUUGCACAGGUGCACCUUGUGCUGGGAACAAUAAAAGGCCACUCUAAAAUGUGCAGUUUUGUCACACAACACAAUGCCACAGAUGUCUCAAGUUUUGAGGGAGCAUCCAAUUGGCAUGCUGACUGCAUGAAUGUCCACAGGGUUCGCACAAGCUGCUUAAAGUACUUGAAUUUGCCACACAUUCAAGUACUGCAAUACCUUGAAAAUCAGAAAUGUUCUCAAGUUGGUACUUUAAUUAAAUUGCACCUUUUUUUUAAAGGUAUCUGUGACCAACAUAUGCAUAUCUGUAUUCCCUGUCAUGUGAAUUCCAUAGAUUAGGGCCUCAUUUAUUUAUUUCAAUUGACUGAUUACCUUAUAUGAACUGUGAUCUUUGAAAUUGUUCCGUGCUGCAUUUUAUAUUUUUGUUCAGUGUAUAUUAGGUGAACCCUCUAGUCAUUAGAACACUGGUUUUAUACCAGAGCAUCAAUUCAAUUGUGUGUCUUUCACAGCACAAGUGCUACAUCCUGGCAACUGUGGACAGAGACCUGAAGAGAAGAAUCAGAAAGAUCCCAGGAGUACCCAUCAUGUACAUCUCCAACCAUAGGUCAGAAUUAACAUUAGAUUAUUAAUGUUUAAUGGGUCAUUUAUGUGGCUAUAACUACGUUUAUAACUAGGUAAUAUAUAGCAAAUAUUAUACACUGAGUAUACCUAACUUUAGGAACACCUUUCUAAUAUUGAGCCCCACCCCCUUUGCCCUCAGAACAGCCUCAAUUUGUUGGCGCAUGGACUCUACAAGGUGUCGAAAGCGUUCCACAGGGAUGCUGGCCCAUGUUGACUCCAAUGCUUCCCACAGUUGUGUCAAGUUGGCUGGAUGUCCUUUGGGUGGUGGACCAUUCUUGAUACACACAGGAAACUGUUGAGCGUGAAAAACCCAGCAGCGUUGCAGUUCUUGACACAAACCAGUGCCCCUGGAACCUACUACCAUACCCCGUUCAAAGGCACUUCAAUCUUUUGUCUUGCCCGUUCACCCUCUGAAUGGCACACACACACAAUCCAUGUCUCAAGGCUUAAAAGUCCUUCUUUACCCUGUCUACACUGAUUUUGAAGUGGAUUUAACAAGUGACAUCAAUAAGGGAUCAUAGCGUUCACCUGGAUUCAGUCUGUCAUGGAAAGAGCAGGUGUUCUUGAUGUUUUGUAUACUCAGUGUAUGGCAAUAAAAUGUAUAGCAAGAUAAAAUACCUUAUACUAUGACAUUUAAACCAUGUAUAACAAUAUUUUUUUUCACAGGUUCAACAUUGAAAGAAUGCCUGAUGACUAUGGUGCUCCAAGAUUUUAACAUUCAGUGGAUGGACAUGCAGAUGGAAUUUAAAUUCUGUGGCUUCUGUCGAGGAGGAUUUGAUUUGUUUGGAGGAUUUGAUUUGUUUACCUGCUUAUUGUAUAUUAUCAAAGGACUUGAGUUUAUGCUGGGUUUUAUUUUGUGAAAACAGGAAUGACAGAAUAAUAUAUUUUGCAAGCUUAAAGUCCAGCUGUGUAAUUCUUACCAAUCCAAACACAUUUUUUGUUCCAUAAAAGUGCAAUAAAUUAAUAAAAGAAAAGUAAAAUGUAUCCAGUUUUUUUUUCUGCCAUAGUGUGAAGAUGUAGGCUAUCCUUAGUCCUAGAGUUUUGAUAACUUGGAGAAUGCAUUUAUUAUACAGUAAGCUCUUCAUCUGUUCUGCGUGUAUCCAAGAAUGGUGCUA
Messenger RNA from Coregonus sp. 'balchen', 3242 nucleotides. The record is from the annotation of a GenBank genome assembly. NCBI's taxonomy places the organism in Eukaryota, Metazoa, Chordata, Actinopteri, Salmoniformes, Salmonidae.